This is a messenger RNA of Cuscuta epithymum, 5457 nucleotides long. The record is from the annotation of a GenBank genome assembly. Lineage: Eukaryota; Viridiplantae; Streptophyta; Magnoliopsida; Solanales; Convolvulaceae.
CGUUUGGGCACUUGAAGACUCUAAUGACAGGAGGCUUACGUAUUUCUACUACUGCUAGAGGUGCAUUGGAUCUAUCACAGCAAAGCUCUUCUGUCAAAAUGGUGCCAAAGUCUUCAUAGCCGACACCAACAGAGAUGAUCAAAGCCAUUCCCUCUGCAAAGAUUUACGCCCUGCAGAUGCUCAGUUUUCUACUGUGUGAUGUCACAAACGAAUCAUGUGUCCAAAAUGCCAGCAGAGUCAACAGUCAGCGCACACGGAAAACUUGACAUAAUGGUAAACAAUGCUGGAAUCAUGGGAAUCACCAAAGCACCAGACUCUCUUGAUGGCGAUGCAACUGAUUUCACUCAUGUCUUUCAUGUUAUUGUUGUUGGCGCAUUUCUGGGCACCAAACCCGCUGCUCAGGUAAUGAAACCUGCCCAACUAGGGAGCAUAAUAAACAAGUCUGGCAUCUGCAGUAUCAUAAGUGGGAUGGGGCGACACGGUUACACGUGCAGAGCCGUGCUUUCUUAGAGGCCAUUGAGGCAAAGGCCUCAGGGCCCCAAAAAAGGUUAAAAAUUUAGGGCCCAUAAUUUAAAAUAUAUGUCUAUUGUACAUAUGUAUUUAAAUUAUAGAAGACCUACUUUUGUUUAAAUUCUAUCCGCUGGUGCAUUUGAAAACUCGAAAUAGCUCCAAGUACCAACCAAGUGGAACGGAAAGCCGCACAGAAGAUGUGACUUUUCAAAUGCUAAAGCUAGAAGUUUAUGGGCCCCAAUUUGAAUUUCUUUUGCACCAUCAAAAAGUCUUUUUUUGUGCUAAUCGGAGAUGAAUACUUCCUCAGGUCCCUAUUAAAGUUCCCAUUUUCCUUUUUUGGAUGCCCCUUAUUUAAGUUUACACUUCCAUUUUAGAAAACAAAACAGUGCAAAACAUUGUAAAACAUUGCGAAACAGUGCCAAACAGUGCACUCUACAAUAAAGUCAAAUUUAUGUUCUUAAUCUCUGUGAAGUCAAACUGUGAACUUUAAUAAGAACCGGAGGGAGUAAUAAGUGGUUCCAAGGUUUAUUUGAGAUCCCAUUGAUUGAUCUAUAUGUUUAGAAAAUUAAGUUUGAGCUUAAUGUAGGAUACUUAAACGAUUUGAGAUUCAGAAUUAAACAAUUUCAGUUUUUUUUUUAUAUUUACAAAUUAAAUUUUAAGGGGAUUAUCUUCUCUGAUUUAGUGACAUGUUAAUAUGAUGCAUUAGUUAGCACAUUUGUUUAACUAAUGUUAUCAAUAUUUAUAAUAUACUCUGUAUAUGAUUUCAAUAAAUUAUGUUUUCAUUUACGUUUUGUUUCAGCAUUUGUUUAACAUUUUGUGAAUUAGCUAUGUUAUCAAUAGACAAGGAGUUUAUUGAACUCCUUGAUUACGCCGACUUAAUUAACAUUUGUGGCUAAAAUUGUCAUAUUCGCCGUAACUAAUUCGUUAUUUCUAAAACAUUUGGUAUUGUUAUACUCCCUCCGGUUCUUUUUAAACUUCAGUGUUUGACUUCACAGUUAUUAAGGAAAUAAAGUUGACUUUACUGUAGAGUACACUGUUGAGACACUGUUUGACACUGUUGAGACACUGUUUGGCACUAUUAAGACACUGUUUGGCACUGUUUAGCACUGUUUAACACUGUUUUGAUGUAUAUUUCUUUGCCAAAUAAGGAAAUAAGGAAGUAUGAAGUUUAUUUUGGACCGUCCCAAAAAGGAAAGUGUGAAGUUUAUUUAGAACCGGAGGGAGUAUUAUAUAAUGUAAUAAUUUUAUUUAAUUAGUUAUUUUAUGAUGUAUCUUUAAGUUUAAAACAAAUUUACUACAUAAAAUUACAAUUUAUAGAGGUCUUUUUUUGAAGUUCGACUCAGGCCCGAAUUUAGAUAGGAUCGGCACUGUACACGUGCUUAAAACAUGCAGUUCUUGGCCUGACUAGGAACACUGCUCUUGACUUGGGUCAAUAUGGUAUCUGGGUCAACUGUGUCUCUCCUUACACAGUCCCAACAAGCAUGUCACGGGCACUCUCGGGCAUAUUUGGUUUUGCAGAGGACGAUAGGUUUGAUGUGUAUUCAAACCUUAUAAAGGCUCACAUUUGAUGCCCGAAGAUGUAGCUGAGGCUGUUUGUCUAUUUAGCAAGUGAUGUGUCUAAGUAUACGAGUGGCCACAAUCUUCUUUUGGAUGGUGGCUUUACUACUUAUUUAGCUUUACAUAUUUUGAACCGUUAAUCAUAUUAUACCACUACGGUUUAUUUGGCCUAUCAAGAAGUGAUUACGCUAUGAACUAGCGGUUAAGAGAAGUGCAUUUGACUUUCUAGCAGUUGUACGGAGAUAUGAAUCCAUGUGGAGUCUCACUGCCCUAAAAAAUGUGGAGUCUCACUGGUACCGGAUUGAAAUUGAUCUGGCAAACCACCGGUUACCACCCCAAAUCGAAAAAUUUGUUGGACUAGGGAUGGGCCGGGACCGGGCUCCGGGACUAGGACAAAAAAUUUCAGACCUGGUACCGGCCCGGGUUUGUACCGGGAUCGGGACCAGCCGGGCUUAUACCUGAUCGGGGACCGGCCCAAGACGGGACGGGCCUGGGCAAUAAAAAAAACAUAGUGCGAUCGAGCCCGGCCGGGCCGGACCUAAGAAAACGAGCCCAAUCCGCCCUUAUAGCCACCGGGUCGGGACCGGACUGAUCUCCCGACCUAAAUAGUGUCGGGACCGGGCCGGGUCGGGCCGACCCGUCCCAGUCCAUCCCUAGUUGGGAGUUGGGACCAAAUCGAACGGCUACCCUGAACCUGCUUGACUCGGGAAGUGUUCUUAGUCCUCCAAAAUGUACUGGGCUGGUUGCGGUGGUUUGAGUUUUUAAAAGUAGGCUACAAAAACAGCAAAGAAAUUUGAUUGGCACUGGCUUAGAACCGCUAUUAGAUCUGUUGGGUUUGGGCAGAUCAAAUGGAUCUAAGGAUCUUACAAUAAAUAAAAUUACAAGAAAUCGAGGGAUAUACAUUGCAAACUUUGCAGUAAGGAUGUGAGACAGUCAGAGAAAUCGAUCUCUAGCCCUAAAAGAAAUCCACUUAAAGUCUUCUCAUGACCUAUUAUAGUUAGGGUGUACCGAUCAUAUGUUGGGUUGACUAUUUGGAGAUUCAAAUCUUGCUAAGUGGUCUCUGUGUCGAAUCAUUUUGAGUACAUGAAGUCCAACUGGGUUCCCAUCAGUAAAUCUUGUACUCCGUAUAAAAUAAAGCUUUGGUUGUCUCGAACCUUUCCAUACGUGCUUGUUUCUCAAACAUGUUCUUGAUUUCAAUAGAGAUUUCAUGUGCAUGAUUCAGACAUUGUUUCUCAAGUUUGGUUUCCAUGAUCGUUAACAUCAAACAAGUGACAUCAAUAUCAUCGCGUAUAUGCCUUUCAUAUGUAUCUCUAGUGGCUCUAGGGCAUUAGCCGCUGGUGUGACAGGAAUUGUUUGGUCAAGAACACAUUCCUUACAAAUUUAAUAUAUCAAAUCAAGUAACCGAAUAUAAUAAAGAACUGACGGCUCUAUCACCACUGUUGUGUUUCAGGAAGAUCAAACAUAGUGGAAAAAUAAAAAUGUUUCUAUCUGAAAAUAACCGAACGAAUUUGAGGCUCUUAUGUAAACCGAAUUAGAAGAAAUUGAGUGGCUUACAUGACAAGAAAUAUUACUUGAAAUGUAAUAGUUUGAAACUCAUUUAUUGUGAGACAUUCUUUUCUCUCUAUGUUUUAGUUAUUUUUCCUUCUCUCUAGAUAUUACUAACAAUAUUUUGGUGAGAUAUCAUGUCCUAUUUAACCUAUAUAUAAUACUGCCUCCGUGACUCCGUCUCCCUAACAUUGGGACGGAAGAAGAUGACAGAGUUAUUAAGAAAAGUGAGUUUAUGUGGUUGAUAUUGAAUUGAAAAAGUAAAAAUAAAGUAAGAAUGAUUUAGAGCCACACAAACUUUACCAAAUUUGGUAUGAGACAAUCUUGGUGGGACUUCCUGAAAAAGGUAAAAUGGGACAAUCUUAACGGGACUGAGUAUAUAAUAAGAGCAUAAUGGUAUUCUCGUGAUACUAUUCACACCAUAAUUAACUAGUAAUGUAUCAAAUAUUUAGAUUUGUAUUAAUAAAAGUUACCACGUGCUAUCAUAUUAUUUAGUUAAUUAAAUUACGGAAGUACAAACAAUUUCUCAGAACUAAUCUCUAUCUUUAAAAACAGUUGAGAGUUGGGGCUUAAAAACAUUUCAAUUAUUUUACCGAAACUUAACGAUAUGUGAUAUUAACUCCGUCCUACUAUGUUUGGGACAAGAGAGUGUGACACAACUUUUAAGAAAAAAGGGAAUUGUUUGGUUUCAUUUUUAAAGCGUGAAUAAAGUAAGAAUGAAUUGUUAGUAGAGAUAGCAAUUUCAAACGACCCGUUGGAUACCCGCACCGAACCGAUUUGGCCAAACUGGGGAAAACCGGUUUGACUGGGGAAUGGGUACGGGGCGGGGAAUACCCGAAUUUUUUAAAUGGUUAAUAGUGUGGUUAUGGUUCUAUACUAAUCCACCCCAUUAUCCGCCCCGAAACCGCCCCGUUCACUAGUGGUGCGGGUACCCGCACCGUUACCCGAUCGAUAACAUUAUUAAUAAAUUAUAACUUUAUAUAUAUAAGAAUAAUAACUAUAUAUGCUAAAUUGUGUAUAAUAAAUAGUAUAUAUCAUAUAAAUAAUGCUAAAAAGUAUACUACUUUUUUAGGCCUAAAACUAAAUAUAGGCCUAAACCUAUUUUUGAAAUUUGGAUUCUGGGAUGAUUACUACUUUUUUAUUAUGUUACAAGAGAUAUUGGGUGCAUGUCAUACUAAUGAAUUUAGGUCAGUCUGCUUGAUUGCUUAAAUGUUUAUUUUUGUCUUUUUUAGGGUGCUUUGAAUAUAUAAAUAACAAGUAGGAUUAAAAAUUGGUUAUUCGUUUUCCCAAAAAAAGUUGGUUAUUUGGUAUCAUUUGGGGAAACGGUUACCCGUGGAUAAACCGAUUCCCCAUUGGGGCGGGUACGGUUCAAAUAAAAAUUACCCGAAUGGGUAAUGGGGCGGUUUUGGGGCAAACAUUUAUCCAACGGGGCGGUUCCGGUUUAUGUGUACCCGUCCCCGAUCCGCCCCGUUGCCAUCACUAAUUGUUAGCAUCCAAAUAUUACCAAAUAUGAUACGUGACAAAAUUAAUGGGACAAAUGAAAAAAGCAAAACGGGACAAAGUUAGGGGGAUGGAAGACUACUAGGGUAUGUUUGGCGCAAUUAGCUGAAAAGAUAUUUUUGUGAGUUUUUUAGUAACUGUUAUGUAGUACUCCCUUCGUCCCGCUAUGAUUGUCCCAUUUUAUCUUUUCGGUCCGUCCCACUAAGAUUGUCUCAUACCUUAUUUGGUAAAGUUUGUGUGGUUCUAAAUCAUUUCUACUUUAUUCUUACUUUAUCAAUUCAAUAUCAACCACAUAAACCCACUUUUAUUAAUAACUGUGCCACCUUCUCUUGUCCCAAACUUAGG